UGACGUAAUUUACAAUGCUAUAAAAUGCUACAAAACACGCAGCUUGUUGAAACAAUGUGGAGGGUUUAACUUUGGAAAGUUAAAUUGCGCCAUUAUUUCUCUGAGGGCCAGAAGCAUACAGUAUAAAGAUGUCUGUUGUGUUGGUAAUGAUAACAGCAGCUGUGACAGUUUAUAUCCUUCUUUACUACACCGUGUUCAGAGGCGCCAGAUGCAGAAGUACAGCUGUGCUGAAUGGGAAGACAGCUGUAGUCACUGGGGCUAAUACUGGCAUUGGGAAGGCAACAGCGCUGGAAUUGGCCAAACGAGGGGCCAGAGUUAUUCUGGCCUGCAGAAGCCAGGAGAAAGCUGAGGCAGCUGCAUAUGAUAUCAGAAGAGAGAGUGGUAACACAGCUGUACUGUUCAUGCAUCUGGACUUGGCCAGUCUUAAGUCGGUGCGUGACUUUUCCGAGGCAUUUCUCAAGACUGAACCCAAACUGGACCUGCUCAUUAACAAUGCAGGAAUGAUUGGAGCAGGCAGAACUGAAGAUGGCUUUGGCAUGGUGUUUGGGGUUAAUCACCUGGGCCACUUUCUUCUGACUCUACUGCUGCUUGAUCGGCUAAAGGCAUCUGGGCCGAGUCGAAUCAUCAAUGUGUCCUCUAGGCUGCAUCGCCUGGGCUCUGUGGACUUCAACACACUCAACAUGCACAAGGAUUUGGUGACCGGACAGUCACUGUGGCAGUGCUUCAUGGCCUACUGCCACAGCAAACUAUGUAACGUGCUGUUUACCCGAGAGCUGGCCAACCGUCUAGAGGGGAGCAGUGUGACCUGCUAUAGUCUGCAUCCUGGAUUGGCAGCUACAGAAUUGGGCCGCCAUACCAACUUUUGGGUGAGGCUGCCAGUGUUGAUCCUCUCCAAGCUCUUCCUUCUGACCCCAGAAAGCAGAGCCCAGACCACGCUGCACUGUGCUCUCCAGGAGGGUUUGGAGCCUCUGAAUGGCCGCUAUUUCUCCUCUUGCACCCUACACGAAGUCAGUGAACUGGCCCGAGAUGAUGGGCUGGCCAAAAAGCUUUGGGAAGUGAGUGAGAGGAUGUGUGGCCUGUAGUGAGGUAUGAGAGAUACAGAAGAACUUCAGGAGAGAAAAUGAUACCAAAUGCCUUGUGAACAAUAGUUUCCCAGGGGUUUAGUUGAUGACUGCCUAGUGCCGGUUGGGUGAUGGUGUGAUAAUAGAUUAGAAUGUUCCUAUACGUUACACUGACAUUGUUCAAAGGAAGUGAGCUUGAUGUACUGUAACUCAUCACUGUUAUUCCAGUUCAUAGUGUGAAAUAUUCCAGCUAUUGGAAUAUUGUGGAGUUCAUGUGAACAGAACAUGUAAUGGUAAAAUUUAAGGGCUGCACAUUUGUUCAUAAAUGGAAUAAGUCCGCUAACA
Messenger RNA from Neoarius graeffei (lesser salmon catfish), 1406 nucleotides. It is a transcript of the gene dhrs13a.3, whose product is annotated as dehydrogenase/reductase (SDR family) member 13a, duplicate 3. The record is from RefSeq and is a predicted model, not a curated record. The coding region runs from base 129 to 1082 and encodes 317 amino acids. Lineage: Eukaryota; Metazoa; Chordata; Actinopteri; Siluriformes; Ariidae. The transcript is spliced from 5 exons.